This is a messenger RNA of Drosophila eugracilis, 7526 nucleotides long. RefSeq lists its product as uncharacterized. Gene Ontology annotation, biological process: cGMP biosynthetic process; intracellular signal transduction; receptor guanylyl cyclase signaling pathway. The record is from RefSeq and is a predicted model, not a curated record. The coding region runs from base 602 to 5701 and encodes 1699 amino acids. The transcript is spliced from 14 exons. Gene Ontology annotation, molecular function: peptide receptor activity; ATP binding; guanylate cyclase activity. Lineage: Eukaryota; Metazoa; Arthropoda; Insecta; Diptera; Drosophilidae.
UAUGAGCCUAGGAGUUUAAAAUUACCAAAAGGCACUAGCUGGAACGCGGAUAAAGUCGAAUGGUCUACGCGUUUUAAUUGCCUCCCGAAGAAGGGGUUUCCUCCUCUCUAAAAGUUUGCGUGUGUGCGCUCGGGCGAAGCGGGCGUGUCACAAGCGAGCCGAGGACCUCCAACAGGACAAAUCUCCUGCCAGACAAGCCUUUCGGCUGUCGACAGUCAUCAAAGCGGCUUAAAGUUCCAGUAUCCAGUGCAAACCGUCUGGGCCAAACAGACGCACUCUCUAGCAUUGGGCCCGUGCUGGCAGGAACUACAAUUUUCCAGCAAUAGAAACACAAUUAUGGCGAAUUCGAACAAAGCUCCGUCAAAGUUCGUUAACAACAAUAAUAGGGAAGGGCGCAAGAAACGCAGCUGCAACCACGGCAUCAGUAGGGGCCACAAAAUGUAAUCGGCCAAGGACGCAGAUCUGAAAAGGGCCCACUCAGUGAGCAGUGGGCAACGGUCAACGGAAACAGCAAUAGCCACCUCUGCAUCGCAACAAUCGACAACAAGCGCAACCACAACAGCAGCAACAUUAAGAAACCACACAAAAAUACGCAACAUAAAUGAAGUUAACAAUCUGUCAAGUUGCUAAAUUAUUGCUGCUGCUGACAGCCUUCUUCUUUCUCGAUUCCCCCGGCGCUGCCUCUUUAGCCUUCGGCUUGAAUCCUGCCUCCUCCCCUUCCUCCUCCUCCUACCACCCAGAAACCACCAACCUCCCGGCAUCGGGUGUCCUUGUCCUGCAUGCGGCCAAGAUAGAAACAGAUUUCACAACAACGCCAGCUACAAAAUCGAAUGCGGCUACGCGGACUUCCCUUGCGACAGCGACGGCAGCAACACUUAGCAGCAAUUCAAUUUGGCCGACAGCAACACAGCCAAAGAGUCCACGUAAUGCGCGUGAGUCUGAACGUCAGAAACGUCAAAAGCAACAGCCCGCAACCCAGCAUCAGCAACAGCAACAGCAACAGCAACAGCAACAGCAGAAACAUCAGCGCCCGCAGCGGCAACAGGAGCAGCAACGUCAACGAAUGGCCGUUUUAAUACCUUCCUCGCUGCACGUUGAUAUGACGCAUGUGCAACAGGGGUUCCAGAAUUUCCUCGACUUUUUCCAACUGCAUUUAUCUAAUGUCAGCGUCGACUUCCUACGUGAUGUGGAUUUAAGUGGCUUCAUUAAAUUACUCGAGCUGCCCAAAUACAAGAGCGUUGUAAAGACUUUAAAUGCGGGCAUUAACGUAGACACCGACGUGGACCUCAGCGUGGAUGUGAACAAGUUUGCGAAUAUGGACAUUGACCCGCCCAGCCAGCCACGUCAGCAACAUCACCAGCAUCAGCAAAAUUUGCAGCAGCGAGGGCGAGGGCGGGGGCAGGAGAAGGAGCAGGAGCCACAUCCUCGUCAACAGCAGGACUCCAAAGCGAAGCAGUUGUCAGCGGACCAGGAGGCCUCCUUAUCUUUCGGCGGGAAUGGGGAAAAACUGUGGAACGACGCCCGCAGCUUCUCUGGUCACUGUCAUCAGCUGGCUGAGCAACUGGCCCUCGAUUUUAAUAAGACCAUCGUCCUGUGGCCCUGUCCGCGAAUGAAAAUCUCCAGCAAUUUCCUUCCAUCAUUCGAAGCAAUUUCCCAAGCCGUGCAGAGCAUUUCCACCAAGUUGAACUGGUCGCAAGUUGACAUCUACGUCGGCGACGACAAUUGGGGUCUAGGACUGGCCAUUGCAGCCAACUUGCAUGUGCCGUAUCGCAUCGAAAUUGGCAGGACAAUACGUGACCUGCAUUCGCUGGAUAAACCGAGCAAAGCAAUUGUUAUCACUGCUCCGCUGAACGAUGAGAGCACCACAAGCCUGCUGACCAACAUCGAGCAGGAGUGGGCACGGCAGGUGAAGGAUUCAAGGCCCAAAAGGCAGCACAUCAAAGUUCUCCUCAUCGACAUGGCGGCCAGUUCAUUCGACACCCAGCAUAGAUUCUACAAAUAUUUGGCACGGAUGAGUGGGCCCCAAAGGGGCAACUUCGGAGCCAACGCCAGUUCCCCGAACGCAAUGGUCAGCAGCAAUCUUUUGGUGUUGACUCUGCUAAGCGAUAGACAUCGACACUUUCUGAAUGCGGCCGGAUUGAUGGCAGCAAUGCAGAAUUUUCGCACGCCCCUCGGAAGCGAUAAAAAUGGAAACAACACGGAGUAUCGCCCCACUGGCCAUCGCAAUGCCAGCCUGGUCAAACUCUUACCGUACCGCAACCUUUUCCAACUCUACGAUACGGUUGUGACCACUGCCAACCAAGCGGGCACAUCGGAAGGUGGUCCCAAAUAUGAUUUCGUGGUUCUUGACAUCGUUAGGGACUUGCAGGCGGCCAGUUACAAGUGGCGACCCCUGCUUAUCCUGGAGCGCAAUAGAGGAAGGGAACAGAGUGAAUCAGAGGACAACAAGGGUGGCUCCUAUAUUACCCACUCCGUGCAACCUGGCUACGACGAGUGGCUGCUGGUCAGUAGUGUCCUCCUGUGGCAGUGCGGCGCCAUCUGCUGGACCAUCGCGGUUAUCUGUGUCGCCCUACUGAUCAUCAUCGUGGCGGGCAUUGUAGCUGCAGGAAUUGGCAUGAGAAACUACUUCUUAAGGAAGCGUCUCUCCAAGGGACCCAACAAGAUAGUCCUUUCAGCCAGCGACUUUGUCUUUCCCGUAGACUCUCGAAGGGUUGAUGAGGGCAUAGAGGCCAUGCUUUGCUGUUGGCUGCAGCAGUUGCAAGAGUUUGGUGGCCCCGAAGUAGAUAAACCGGAUCUCCUCAAAGGCUCUAUUGGGUCUCUAAAGAAUCUUGGAUUCGUCAUACCAGGUGCUGCUGCUCCAGGUAGUUCAGCUGGAACAGUCACAGCCACGACGAAUGGGAAAGGCACAUCCACCACCACGGGCAGCUUGGCCAGACAUAAUCCCGCCCAUCUGGACAUGAGAGCUCGAUACAAUGGUGAUCUCGUGCAGCUAAAGGAGGUUCAUAUGAACGGUUCCAGUGAGUUGCGCACCAAAGCGAUGGAUCUACUCGUUAUGGCCCAUGGCCUAAGACAUGAAAACAUCAACCCACUAAUUGGGUGGCUGUCAGACCCCAAUCGCACAGCCAUGGUCUUCGAUUACUGCUCCAGGGGGUCGCUGCAGGAUGUGCUGAUCAUGGAUGAGAUUAAACUGGACUGGUCAUUUCGGUUGAGCUUACUCACCGAUCUGGUGAGGGGUAUGCGCUACCUGCACACCUCACCCUUGAGGGUGCAUGGGGCUUUGACUUCCAGGAACUGCGUAGUAGAUGCACGAUGGGUCUUGAAAAUCACCGACUACGGCUUAAGCUCAUUUUACGAAUCACAGGGACUGGCGCCAAGGCCCAGAAGUGCCAAGGAACUCUUGUGGACAGCUCCGGAACUCCUUCGGAGCAUGAAGCAUCAACAGCAGCACCACCACCAUCACCACCAGCACGGACGUAUUCAGUUGGGAACACAGCUCGGUGACGUCUACUCUUUCGGAAUCAUCAUGCAGGAAGUGGUUGUGAGAGGAGAGCCAUACUGCAUGCUUUCUCUUGCCCCAGAGGAAAUAAUAGCAAAAAUCAAAAAGCCUCCGCCCCUUAUAAGGCCCUCCGUUUCCAAAGGAGCUGCUCCGCCGGAGGCUAUCAAUAUAAUGCGCCAAUGCUGGGCUGAGCAGCCCGAUAUGCGUCCCGAUUUUAACUCAGUUUAUGAACGCUUCAAGAUGCUGAACCAUGGACGCAAGGUGAACUUUGUGGACACCAUGUUUCAGAUGUUAGAGAAGUACUCGAACAACCUGGAGGAGUUGAUCCGGGAACGCACCGAACAACUAGACAUUGAACGAAAGAAGACUGAACAGCUGCUGAAUCGCAUGUUGCCAAGUUCGGUUGCUGAGAAGCUGAAAAUGGGCUUGGCCGUCGACCCCGAAGAAUUUUCCGACGUAACCAUAUACUUUAGCGACAUUGUUGGUUUUACAACAAUCGCAGCCCAUUGCAGUCCCGUGCAGGUUGUGGAUUUGCUUAACGAUCUCUAUACGAUAUUCGAUGCCACAAUCAAUGCCUACAAUGUGUAUAAGGUGGAGACCAUUGGCGAUGCCUAUAUGGUAGUGAGCGGGCUGCCCGUGAAAAUACCCGACCAUGCCGAGCAGAUAGCUACUAUGGCCUUGGACCUGCUGCACCAGAGUGGUCGCUUCAAUGUGAAACAUCUACCCGGAGUUCCACUCCAACUGAGAAUUGGCCUCCACACGGGUCCCUGUUGUGCCGGAGUGGUCGGCCUCACAAUGCCCAGGUACUGUUUAUUUGGGGACACAGUGAAUACGGCAUCGCGAAUGGAGUCCACCGGAUCCUCCUGGCGAAUCCAUAUGUCCCAGGAGACAAGGGAUCGACUAGAGGCUCGUGGUGGCUAUGCCAUCGAACCAAGAGGCCUCAUCGACAUCAAGGGCAAGGGCAUGAUGAACACCUUCUGGCUUCUGGGGAAAAAGGGAUUUGAAAAGCCACUGCCGGCACCACCGCCUAUUGGAGAGUCGCAUGGCUUGGAUGAAUCAUUAAUUCGCAACUCGAUAACCAUGAAGGCUCAGGCCACCAAAUCUCGGACAAGUACGAAUCCUUCCUCGUCGCAGAGUUCAUCGCUGGCUGGGGAAUCCGUAGAGGUAAAGGUCGAGAUAACGCCACCUACGAACGCGGAUUUGGGUUCCGGGGCCAAUCUACCCAACUCAUAUUCCUUGGACUCCAAUUCCACCAACACAAUUAGCCCGAAUGCUACCCUCUGUCCUGAGCUACCGGGAAAGACGACCCCAAGCAGUACAAGUCCACAAUCGCGGAAGCUCUCAGAACUGACACCGGAUAAUCUUCUGAACCCGAACAGCUUUAAUCGGCAGCCAAAUUCAACGGGAGGAUCCAGCUCACGCCUGUACAAAAAGAUCGAGGAGAUGAUGGACCUCAGUUCGCCGUACAACCACUACAAAUGCCUCAGUCCCAGUGAAAGUAAUCUUACGCAGUUUUACGAUGGAAAGUACCUUUACGGUAAUGCGGGGGGCGGAGCGGGAAGCGGAAAGGGGGGCGGCGGCGCCUGCUCUUCCGUAGUCGGAACCGGAAGUGGUUGUGGAGGAGGAGCCGCUCGAUUCGAUAGUAAGCCCGGCUCCAGUCGCCUGCUGCGUCGGCAGUUCAGCUUAGAUCGAGACGACCAGCAGGCGAAGGGAGAGCAGCAACACCACCAGCACUCCUUGCAGGCCACCACUUACUCCGCCUUGGUAGGGGGUGGUGGUGGGGGAGUUAAGAGCUCAAUGUUGGACAUACCCUUUUUGCACGACACCUCCCGAAGUCCCAAGGGAACGUUGACGAGGGCCCACAAGCAGAACUCUGCCUCGAUCACCCAGGAUCUGGAGAAGAUCGAAGAGAUCCCGCUAUCGCCGGCCUCCUCACAGCACCAUAGUAGCCUAGACAGUAAUCUCAACCGCAGCCCGCCCUCGACACUGGAGGCGCAGUCGCCGCCGUUGCCGCCCCUGACUCCGCCCCAGCUAUCCGCCCCAACAUCGCCAGCUCCAUCCAGGACACUGAAUGGGAUCUUUGCCCACAGCAGCAAUAGUACGAACAACAGCAGCUCGCAUUCCCAUGGGUCGGCCAACAACAAUAAUGGCAACCAUUCCGGCCCAGAGCUGACCCUCAACGUGAUGCAGCUGCUGAGCAGGUAGGGCACAAUCUAAGGUCCUAAGGAAAGGGCGCCGAUUAAAGCUUUAAGUCUCAUACGAACCCAGUUUGAAUGUUUGACUGUAUGAGUUGUCGAGGUAUCGGAAGUGGGAAAUGUCUUCUAUUUUCCUUACUCUAAUAAAUUUUCGUUUUUUCUCCUCGUGUGAAUGUGUCAGUUAAGCCCCCCUCUGUACCAUAAUGUAAAAGGUCAUACAGACUUAUACAUCUCUCCAGAAGAGUAUGUCCCUUGUCAAGCAAAGGUGGUUCUAGAACGUUAAUAAAUAUUUAAAACUUUUUAUUUUUACUGGUUUUUUAAAUUUAUCACUCUGAAAGACUGUAUUUAAAAUGGUAGUUUUGUGCGUAAUUAAAAAUCCGAGUUUUGAAUUAACUUUGUGAAAAUUGUCAACGGAUUACAUUUCCCCAACGUUUUACCCAAACCCAGAGAUUAGACUAAGCCUGGGAAUGUUAAUGAUUUGAGUAUGUUGUGAUGUGAAAAGUAAAGUACCUAGAGAAUGCUAGCUUGGUUCUAGCUGAAACUAAAAGUACAGAUAAGGUGAGCAAUUCUAUGUGCGACUAAUACCAAGGUCACUGUCCAUUAUCCAUAGGAACAAUCUUCGUUACGCAAAAUCCCCUAGCCAAAUCUUAUACCCAAAUCAUUUUUAUAUUACAAUAAAAUUCCGAUAAGACUUUGCGGAACUCUUAAAAACAUUUUCUUUUAAUUUAAAUGAUUAGUUUAAAUAAAGGUUUUCGUAUAUAUUACUCAUUACGUAGUAUAUACUUUAUCGAAUCGCUUCCUCCUAUUUUUUAAAUACUUUCCAACGAAUACUCUUAGGCAUUCACAUACUACUAUUUUGAGCAACAUAUGAUAAUAUUAAAAGCAAAAUUUAUCUUUUGUAUUUUUCUAUUUGUUUAUUAACAAAUGCGUUUCAUGAUGUUGAUCAAACUACAUAUAUCUGAUCCGAAAAUUCGGCCUAUUUUUGGUUCAUAUCCGACUGGUUUUUUAAUUAAACUCCAUGAAGGGAAUAUACCUAGUAAGAUAUAUGUGUACACGAUGUUCCUUUUAAAAAUCAAAGAAAUAAUUAGAACAAAUGUAAAUUAUGUGGGAAUAUAAAUAAAUAUAGCGAACUAUAAAUCGUAUUUAUGAAAUAAGCAUCGGAUACGUGAAUUUAGUUUUCUAAAGACAAUCGUUGUUACUUUUAAAAGAAAACCAACUACAUGAAUAAGGAAAACCCCAUAAAACCGAUAAGGGUUUGUCUCCAUGUCUAUGAAAUAUAAUAUAUUUUGUAACCGCUCUACGAAAGCCUAGUAAUCUACUCUCAUCAAGUGCGUGUGUGUCGUACAUAUACUAAAAAUAUCCACAUAAAGGACAUUGAGAUAAAAUAUCAGUUCUAAUAUAUACAUACUUUUAGACUGUAGUCUCUAUAUAAUUCCAGCGGAAUAUAAUUCAGAGCCAAAUAAAACUAUCUCACAAAAUUUUGUAACCAAUUAUAGCUCUAAGAAUAAUCAGAUUGCUUCAAACAAAUUUUUAUUUUCCCUGUAUUUAUUGGUUUCAUAUUCAGUGGAGCUCAAAUUUAGGGCAAUUACUAGUCAAUUAAGGCCAUAAAAACUCAGCAGAUCAAUAAAAUGUGUUCCUUUCCUGCCACGUUCCUUCAUCUGGGAGUAAACCAUUAUUUUGCAUUACGACGGCCCUGUAUAUGCCGCCGCAGUCACUUAUUUUUUAAACAGUAUUUUAUUUUUAGUGCGUAUUUAAGCCCCGACAGAGACCACUCAUUAAUUAAUGGGUGUACAAAGAAAUAAAUAAAUUCAUUAAUAAAUUUAAUAUAACCUGGA